AACAUUAUGGAGCAACCUUGUAAAAUCCUCGUGUGAAAACAAAUAUGGCUGAUGAACAAGGUGAUCAAAAGGCCCACAGGGCUAGACAAGCCGGUCGAAAAGCAGAGAAAAAGAAAGUUAAAAGGCAUCAUCCUGACGAAAAUAGAAAUCCUAAAGCAUUUGCAAUUCAGUCUGUAAAAAAAUUAGCAAAGCAAGUGCAUCGUACUCUUGAUUUAGAAACUAAAAAAUUUCAUGUUCCAUUAGUGGAUAGAACUUCAUUAGAGCCUCCACCGAUUAUUGUUGCCAUUGUAGGGCCUCCUAAAGUUGGUAAAACUACUUUAAUAAACAAUCUUAUAAAAAGUUAUACCAGAGAAAAAAUAAGCAAUUUACAAGGCCCAGCUACUGUUGUCUCAGGAAAGAAGCGACGAAUUACUUUUAUGGAGUGUAAUAAUGAUAUAAACUCAAUGAUUGACAUAGCAAAAAUUGCUGAUUUGGUGCUUCUUAUGAUUGAUGCCAGUUUUGGGUUUGAAAUGGAAAUCUUCGAGUUUCUAAAUAUUGCUCAAGUACAUGGUUUUCCAAAAAUUAUGGGAGUGCUCACUCAUAUUGAUUUGUUAAAGAAAAAUAAAUCUUUGAAAAAGUUAAAAAAAAGAAUGAAGACAAGGUUUUGGACAGAGGUUUAUCAGGGUGCCAAGUUGUUUUACCUAACCAACAUUACACAUGGAUUAUAUCCUAAAACAGAAAUACAUAACUUGGCUCGCUUCAUAUCAGUAAUGAAAUUUAGACCUCUUUUGUGGAGGUCGUCUCAUCCAUAUGUACUUGUUGACAGAUAUGAAGAUUUAACUAAUUCUGAGUUGAUACGUGAAAAUAGCAAGUGUGACAGAACUGUUUGUCUGUAUGGUUAUAUGAGAGGAGCUCAUAUGAAGUCAAAAGCUAAAGUUCAUAUAAUAGGUUGUGGGGAUUGUGUAGUUGAUGAGCUACAUGUUCUUGCAGACCCCUGUCCUUUACCUGAGAAAUUAAAGAAACGGUCAUUAACAGAAAAAGAACGUCUGGUAUAUGCUCCAAUGUCAGGUGUUGGAGGGAUUGUUUAUGAUAAGGAUGCUGUUUAUAUUGAUCUUGGUGGAAGCAAAGCUGGUCAAAGAGCAGCUCUAAAUGAAACAGAUGAAUAUGAAAUGGAAGGUCAACAGGAAAAUGCAUUGAUGUCAUCAUUGUAUUCUGCUAAAACUCCUAUUGAUUCAAAAAUGGAAUUCAGUGAACUUAAUAUAUUUAAAAAUUCUAAACCUGUUAGAGGAGAAGAAGUUAUAAGCGAUUCUAAUUGGACUAUGCCAGAAGAGCAGGUAUCAUUAGAUGACUCUGGUAGAGUACGUCGAAAAGCAGUUUUUUCUGAUGAGGAAGGUGAAGAGGAAGACUCAAGUGAAAGCUCUGAAGAGGAUUCAUGUGCAGAAAGCAACAGCGAAGAUGACAAUGAUUUUGAACCAAAAAACAAAAAGUUAAAAAAAAGUACAGAAAGUGAAGAAAACAUUGACUUUGAAGAUGAAAGUGAAGAUGAAAGUGAAGAUGAGGAGUUCCAAGACAUGCAAAAAUUUGAAUCACAAAGUGAUUUGAAGAAAUGGGCAGAUUUAAUGAAAAAAAGAAUUGGAAGUCUGGGUUUAACAAAACAUACUGAUAUUAGAACACAUAUUUAUGGUGAAGUUUUAACUUCAAAAGAAAAUGAGGUAUCCGAUGAAGAGAGUGAUCUAGUAGCAGGAAUUUUCGCCAAAAAAAAUGCUAAGAAAAUAGCUAACUCUAUAUUUCAUUUGGAAGAUUGUUCACAGGUGAAAAAAGAAAAAAAUAAUAACGACAUUUCAGAUGACCUUAUUGAUAAAAUUGGAGUGUUAAUUAAAGAUUGUUUUGUCACAGGAAAAUGGUCUGCUGCAGAAGAUGCUGAGCAGUUGUUGAACUUAGAAGAUGAUGAAGAUGUUUAUGGAGAUUUUGAAGACUUAGAAACAGGUUUAGUUGUGAAUAGUAAAACUGCUGAAAAAGAUAAAGAAAGUGAAGAAGAAGAUAUUGAAAAAGAGGAUAAUAAAAAUCAGAAAGAAAGUGAAUCAACUGAUAAACGAAAAGAAAAGAAAAAAAAACUGAAAGAAAUGUUUAAUGCAGAUUAUGAUGAAGGAAAAGGUCCUAAUACUUAUUAUGAUGAUAUAAAAAACACAAUGACAGAUCAAGCAGAGCUAAAUCGGAAAGAAUUUGAAAAUUUCGAUGAUGAAGUUAGAGUUCAAUAUGAAGGAUUUAGAGCAGGUCUUUAUGUACGAAUAGAGAUUUCAGGUAUCCCUAGUGAAUUUAUAACUAACUUUGAUCCAAGUUACCCACUCAUUGUUGGUGGACUACUUUCUGGUGAAGAUAACAUUGGUUACAUACAGACUCGCUUUAAGAAACAUCGAUGGCAUGAUAGAAUAUUAAAAAAUAGAGAUCCUAUAAUUGUGUCUCUUGGUUGGAGGCGUUUUCAAACUAUCCCUCUUUACUCAAUGCAAGAUCAUAAUGGACGUCUUCGUUCACUAAAAUAUACUCCUGAGCAUUUACAUUGUAUUGCUACAAUGUAUGGUCCUGUUACUCCUCCAAGCACUGGAAUGCUAGCAAUCCAGACAUUGUCAGAUAGAACAACAAAAUUUAGAAUUGUUGCUACUGGUGUUGUUAUAGACCUUGAUAAAUCAAUUCAAGUAGUGAAAAAACUCAAACUGGUCGGAACACCUUUAAAGAUCUACAAAAAUACAGCAUUUAUCAAGGGCAUGUUUAAUUCUGCACUUGAAGUAGCAAAAUUUGAAGGUGCUUCCAUUCGUACUGUCAGUGGUAUCAGGGGUCAAGUGAAAAAAGCACUUAAAGCCCCCCCUGGUGCUUUCAGAGCAACAUUUGAAGACAAGAUAUUAACUAGUGACAUUGUUUUUUGCCGAACAUGGUAUCCUUUAACUUGUCCGAAGCUAUAUCAUCCUGUUCAAUCAUUGCUACUUCCAAAAGAAAAAAGACAGAACUGGCAAGGAAUGCGCACUGUUGGACAGUUACGCCACGAUCUUGGUUUAAAAAUCACACAAAAUACUGACUCUUUAUAUAAGCCUAUUGAACGUCAAGAUCGCAAGUUCAAUCCAUUAGUAAUUCCAAAAAAGCUACAAAAAGAUUUACCCUUUAAAACAAAACCGAAAAAUCAAGUAAAAAGAAAACAAAAAACUUAUGAAACAAAAAGAGCAGUUGUAUUGGAACCAGACGAGAAAAAGGUCGUACGUCUGAUGAAAGGCAUAUUUGCUGCAAAUAAAGAAAAACGUGAAAAGGAGAAGAGUAAGAGACGCGAACAGCAUAAAAAGUUUAUCGAUAAAAUCAAAAAGUUGGAAGCUCAACGAGAUAAGAAAAUUAAAGAACAUAAAAAGAAAGUUUUUAGAGUGCUAGGUCAAGAGGAAAAACGUAAGCAAAAAUUAGCAUCUCGCGGAAAAAAAGUCUAACUGAUGAAAUUUUAAAAAACUUUUUUUUUACACAUUAGUUGAAAGCCAUUAUUUUUAUGGUUUAUAGAUUUUUUUAAAAAAAGAAGGAAAAAGACGUUUCCUUGAACAAGUAUUUGCGAUAAUAUUACAGCUCAAUGCUAAUUUGGUUUAGUCAAAAUUAAAAUUACGGAAUCGUUUACUAUCUAAGAAAUAAUAAUUUAAAAAUUAUCCAAUUAGCUAUUUAAUUGUAUACUUUGUAAUGUUUAUAAAUUUUACCAACCACAUACGCGACAAAAUUGAAAAUGUUUUGUGUAUACUUCGAAUACAACAGUUUAGUACA
Molecule: messenger RNA, 3762 nt
Organism: Hydra vulgaris (swiftwater hydra)
Lineage: Eukaryota; Metazoa; Cnidaria; Hydrozoa; Anthoathecata; Hydridae
Product: ribosome biogenesis protein BMS1 homolog
Biological process (GO): ribosome biogenesis; maturation of SSU-rRNA from tricistronic rRNA transcript (SSU-rRNA, 5.8S rRNA, LSU-rRNA); endonucleolytic cleavage of tricistronic rRNA transcript (SSU-rRNA, 5.8S rRNA, LSU-rRNA)
Cellular component (GO): 90S preribosome; nucleus
Molecular function (GO): U3 snoRNA binding; GTPase activity; GTP binding
Source: RefSeq, a predicted model, not a curated record